CCACAGAGCAUCAAGUAUAAAUUUCCACAUACAUAACUUGGGCGCUCAUUGCGUCUGGUGCUGGGUCUUGCGUCGUCAGGAUGGCAUCGAAAACUCUGAUCGCCCUCACUGUUCUCCUCUGCUUCGCGCUGGGAAUACGAGGCCAAUAUCAGCGUACCCGUCAAUCCUGCUGUGAACAAUACAGAAAGAAACCAGUGGCUUUCGUAAACAUAUUGGGCUACAGAGAGCAAAAAGAAGGAGAAAACUGCCGCCUUCCUGCAAUCAUUUUCCUCAUGACCAACCAGAAGCAGAUCUGUGCAAACAAGAACCAGAAGUGGGUUCAGGAAAUUCUGCGGAAACUCAGUGAAAAACUGAAGAAGAUGUCAAAGCCCAACUCAGGCAGUGAGGAAGAAGCACCAGUGGCCAAACCUGGAAGACGCCCAGUUCAUGAUGGCAGUGGAUUUAUCUUCAACAUCACAAACGGCACUGAAAGUUUUUAUGAGUAACGUACCAAGCUUUUGAGAUCUGGCACAAAAGAAUUAUUAAUGUUUGAGCUUCAGAUUGAGCUUCGGGUAAUGAAACCAUGCAAAUCAUCAUUACCUCCUGAACAGGAACAAAAUAGUUAGAUUAAUACGUGCUUUAACUAUCUGCUACAUCAUUUUAUUACAACUCAGGAGCAACCUGAGGAGGGCGCCCUGCUUCAGACACCCGCCUAUUAUUCACCAUGCUACCUGAAUGAGGCUAUAUUUAGAUCAUGCUAUGCUUUUCUGCUAUGAUUUCAAUGUAUAUUCCAGUAAAUAUCCUGUGCCGAUCAUAAUUCUCAUACAUAAAUAAAGUUAAGCAUUCCAA
Messenger RNA from Salarias fasciatus (jewelled blenny), 828 nucleotides. Its product is annotated as C-C motif chemokine 18-like. The coding region runs from base 81 to 485 and encodes 134 amino acids. Gene Ontology annotation, cellular component: extracellular region. The transcript has 4 exons. The record is from RefSeq and is a predicted model, not a curated record. NCBI's taxonomy places the organism in Eukaryota, Metazoa, Chordata, Actinopteri, Blenniiformes, Blenniidae. Gene Ontology annotation, molecular function: chemokine activity. Gene Ontology annotation, biological process: immune response.